Messenger RNA from Blepharisma stoltei, 1401 nucleotides. The record is from the annotation of a GenBank genome assembly. Lineage: Eukaryota; Ciliophora; Heterotrichea; Heterotrichida; Blepharismidae.
AUGCCAAAAAAGACAUGCAGCUCACAUAACGAUUGUAACGAUCACGGCGAUUGCAUAUCUGAUAAAUGCAGCUGUGAUUUGGGAUGAUUUGGGGACAAAUGCAACAAGAAUGGAAUUGAUGAGUGAGGCGAAGAAACCUGAAAGACGCUAGUAAUUGUAUUUUCUAUUAUGUUUUUCCUUCUCUUUACGCUAGCUUUAACCAAACUCUAUAAGACUAUUAACAGCGACAAGCAUUGAGGAAUCAACCGGACUUUUGUUAGAUUAUUCAGAAGCCCAAAGCACUUAAGUUUAUUUUACAUAAGCCUAGUUGGAGCCUUAAGAGGGAUUUGAAUCUCUUAUGACCCUUAUAGCCUAAACAAUAAAAUGCCUCGAGUUGGAGACCGUUUGCUUUGUGAGAUGGUGUAUCCAUUACUUUAUGGAGUAUAUACAUGUGUUUUAUUAGUAUGAGGCGGCUUAUAUCAAGGAAUAGCAUCUAAAAAAACGGAUCCUUUUAGAAUUUUAAGAAGAGUUCUGUUAUGGAUUAUGAUUAUCUCCUUCCCUGGAAUAGCCACACUGAGUAUUCUUAAAGGAAUGAGAUAUUCUAACACUACUGCUUUUAUCCUUGGGUCUGUCUGUGUAGGAUUGGGAAUUGUAAUUCUUGUUUUUGGGUUUAUAUUAUUUACAGUAUUACUUUUCUGCUACAUAGACAAUAAUUCUAAAAAGAAUGAUCUCGAAGAAGGCAAGCUUUAUAGUGCUACCUUAAGUGAGGCCCAGCCAAUGCUGACGACAGAGAAACAAGAUGAUAUCCCUUUAACUCCAAAUUUAUUCAGAAGGGCAUCACAAAUUUUUAUGUUUAACGAAUCUGUAAAUAAAAAUCAAGAAGAAGUGUUAGCUGAUAGGUCAGAUGACGAAUGAGAUCGAAAUAUUUAUCAAAAAAAGCAAUCAAGGACUUGGUACAGCUUUCAAAGUGAGGACUUAUUUGAAGACAGUGGAAAAUUUGUGAGAACUAAUACUAAAUACGAGAGCUUUUCCAUAAGAUAUCCAUCAAAACAUGGGCAAGUAAGUCACUAUAUUCUUAACCUCACUAAAGAAGACGGUGUGGUAUUCAGAAAGAUCGUUAUCUUAUCAACUCUUUCAGCCAUUUUAGGAAUAAGUGUUCUACUCCUUUACAUUUCGUUUACAAUGAGUAACUGAGGAGACAAACCUCAUGGUACCCUAACCGCUAUUUAUGUUUCGUUUUCGCUAGAAUUAUUUUCUUGCGUGAUUAUCUAUAUUGUAUUUACAACUCAAAUAAAAGUUGAGGCUAAAGAAAGACUUAAGUUUGUUACAAGAAUUUGUAUUGAUAAAUCUGAUAAAGAAGCAAUUAUAUCGUACCCUAAAAAUUUGGCUCAUAUUGGAGACAAAUUAUAUUACUAUUUUUAA